Molecule: messenger RNA, 360 nt
Organism: Cadophora gregata
Lineage: Eukaryota; Fungi; Ascomycota; Leotiomycetes; Helotiales; Ploettnerulaceae
Gene: VMA10
Product: H(+)-transporting V1 sector ATPase subunit G
Exons: 6
Coding region: 1-360 (119 amino acids)
Biological process (GO): proton transmembrane transport
Cellular component (GO): vacuolar proton-transporting V-type ATPase complex
Molecular function (GO): proton-transporting ATPase activity, rotational mechanism
Source: RefSeq, a predicted model, not a curated record
AUGUCUGCACAAAACUCCGCGGGUAUCCAGACCCUGCUCGAUGCUGAGAGGGAAGCACAGAAGAUUGUUCAGAGGGCUAGAGAAUACCGCACGAAGCGUGUAAAGGAGGCCAGGGACGAGGCGAAGAAGGAAAUUGAUGCAUACAAGAAGUCUAAGGAUGAUGAGUUCAAGAAGUUCGAGUCAGAGCACACAAGCGGCAACAAGAAGGCUGAAGAGGACGCAAACAAGGAUGCCGAGCAGAAGAUAAAGGAGAUUCAAGCAGCUGGUAAGAAGGGACAAGAUGCUGUUGUGAAAGAUCUGUUAAAAGCCGUCUUCGACGUCAAGCCUGUUGUUCCGGAACGUAUUGAGGCUCCUAAAUGA